This is a messenger RNA of Alternaria atra, 2331 nucleotides long. RefSeq lists its product as uncharacterized. Bases 1 to 2331 code for a protein of 776 amino acids. The transcript has 4 exons. NCBI's taxonomy places the organism in Eukaryota, Fungi, Ascomycota, Dothideomycetes, Pleosporales, Pleosporaceae. The record is from RefSeq and is a predicted model, not a curated record.
AUGAUCACAACAACUGGCGGUAUCUUCCUUGACCGCGCGCCUCUCUGCCCACCCCCACUCACCAUCCAGAAGAAGUCGCGUAAAGCUACAUUCCGACGUCGGAUAUUCCGUAAGUCGACCCCUACCUACAGCGACGACCAGUAUGUGUUCGGACCGUUAGACGACAUCAUCGACGAGAUCAAAAGCGAUAUUUGGGAGUCACCGCCCGAUCAUAGCUUCAACUCGUUUGUCUUUGACUGGGCGCGCCCGCUCAAGGCACCGUGGUCGUGGAGUGUUACACCUCUGCCCGUCAGCCGCACUCCAAGCGACUAUCCUCUGACGAUACGUAAGAACAGAAAUAGUCGCUCUUCGGCGUCGGACUCAAGCUUUGGAGAUCCGAUGGCGCACUCGUGCAACAACAGUCACGACGAGCCUGAAAAUGGCGGCCCGGUACGUUCUUUGUAUACCACUGCGUUUCCUCCUUGGUUCUUGAUCGACGCGCCGCCGAACCAGGCUGUGCAUGCACCCGAACCCCCUGCUUUCACUGCUGGUGCUGAAUACAUGAGUGUACAACAGGCUCUCGAGAGGGUGAUCAGCAAUCUCGAACCCCCGAGGCGGCGUAUGUCCAAGCUGCGGCUCUUUACGAGCGGCCUGCCCCUCUUACGUCGCCAGAACACCGGAGAUACAAGUGCUGGUGCUGGUAAUACACCGGAUACAACCUCGCCAACGGGCACUGUAGCGCUUGAAGCUCAUGUUGAGGUCGAAGGAGGUUCAGCGGAAGAGCAUCCGGGCGAUCAAGCUGUCGAGGCCUACCUGCUACGAAAUGCCCGCAAUGGAAAAAAGUUCAGCUCUAUGAUGGGCCGCAUUGCAAAGCGUCUUCCAUCCCCGACAGGCUUAGAUCAUGAGGCGUCGGAAGCACAGGUAUCAGACUCAACCUCGCUAUUGCCAACUACCCUGCGCGCAGCGGUUAGGCUUUUUCCUGAGGUAAAGCAUAUUACCGAGGAGUUCCAAGAAUUCAGCGUCGCUAUCGAUAUUGAGGGUGUUCUACACCACAGAAAGCUUCUACCUGAUACCGGGAUUGAUGUGAUCUUUGUGGUAGACAACAGCUACUAUGUCACUGCAGCCUGUCUCAAGAGGUCAUUGGACGCCGUCAACGGAGCCUUGUAUCAUCUUGGCUGCGGAGAUCGCCUGGCUCUAUACACCACUCACUGCACCCACCGUGAUGUCACAGGGAACAGGCCAGAGGUACUGUAUCCACUUCAACCCGUCUGUGCGGAUGUCGACGAGAUGUUCCAGGAGUUGACUUCUAGGAUCGCACAGUCGGGUUCGCAACUCUGGGAUCCGCCUCGACCCAACCCCUCUAUGACCGACGUCAUCCUUGGCAUAGCUAGAUCUAUGCAUGGCAAACACCUGAAGGCUGAUCGUACUCAUGUCAUCGUGCUGUCUCCUGCGGCUCACGUUCUACACGACGUGUCGAAGUCUUUUCCGGGUCUUUACAUUCAUCGCAUCAACCCUGCACUGCUCCCUUACCGUCGCGAGCCAGAGUUGCAGGAUACUAUCUGCCUUGGAGAUUGCUGCAGGAAUGUGUUCGCCAGUAACUGGUGCAAAUACCAAUCCACGUCUGGUCGCAUCAAGCGUAUCAUGAAGAAUGCUCGCUCUGAAAAACCCGUUGGCGAGCUGGCUGAUUUGAGCAUUGACAUCCGGACCAAGCCAGGCUGUGAGCUCCUGGGUUCCUACGGACGCAAGAAGAUCCCUCAGUUGUUCCCGGGGCAAUUACACACCCUCUUUGCUCGUAUUCGCAUCAACAAGGCUGAGACUCAGAGCGUCAAGCUUAACUCCGACAACUCCAUCCUCAACUCAAGCCUAGACGCCAAUGGACUGAGACAGGAGCUGUUGAACGCUGUUCAUGUAGGUGCAACUAAGGUACAUCUUCUCGACGUGCAGGUACUACAUCGUAACUCACUUCAUGAUGUGCGAUCUUGGAUGUACACGGAGGCACCACUAAUCCUCACACGCGAGCUCGGCGGCCUGGCGCCCCUCCAGGUCACAUCCAUAGAGUUCUACAAGCGUCAGCUUUUCUACGACCUUACUCAAGGGUCGGUAGAUAUGGCUAAAGUCGUGGCUGAAAACACUCUUAGUGCCCUCCCUCAGUAUCAUGAACAAGCAAAGAUGCUGCUUGACUGCAUGUCACAAGAGAUCGAGUGUCACUUGACGAUUCGCGAGUAUGAGAAGAAACAACGACAGAGGCUCCCAUUGUGCCCCGGUCCCAUCGAGAUCGAGGGAUCCCACGAGUGGCUUGACGAUGUGUGGGCGCGCAAGAAGAACAAGCGCAGCGGCAUAGAUCUGGCUUGA